Catharus ustulatus (Swainson's thrush) is the source of this 2287-nucleotide messenger RNA. RefSeq names its product centromere protein K (gene CENPK). Gene Ontology annotation, cellular component: nucleus. Lineage: Eukaryota; Metazoa; Chordata; Aves; Passeriformes; Turdidae. The record is from RefSeq and is a predicted model, not a curated record. Gene Ontology annotation, biological process: kinetochore assembly; mitotic sister chromatid segregation. The transcript is spliced from 10 exons. The coding region runs from base 619 to 1341 and encodes 240 amino acids.
UCGGUUAUUCCGAGCAGUAGGACAAGAAGCAAUGGGCAGAAACUGAUACCCAGGAAGUUCCACCUGGCAUGAGGAAGAGCUUCUUUCCUGUGCAGGUGACCACACACAGGAACAGAUUGCCCAGAGAGACUGUGGAGUCCCCCUCGCUGCUGAUACUCAAGAACUGCCUGGACACAAUCGUGUGCAGUGUGCUCCAGGAUAACCCUGCUUGAGCAGGGAAGUUGAACAAGAGGACCCCCUAUGGUCCCUUCUAACCCGACCCAUUCUGUGAUUUUUUUCAUAAAGCCUUGGCUAGCAUAGAGCCUGUACUUGGACAUGCGUGUAUUUUUUACCUAAUUACGUAGUCCUAAAACAAGGUAUGAAGGAAUAACAUGUUGAAACUUGAAGACAUUAGCAUUAAUGCCAUAAAACCCUUCUGUUUUCAGGUAUGAUGUAGAAAUGCAAUUUAAUCAUACUGAAAUAGGGAAAACUGCAAGCUACAAGAAACUAGCAUCCAAAAGUGACACUUCAGCGUUCGUACUGUGAAAGGCUGAACAUUUAUCAGAAAUCACUAACACAGCUGGUCCUGUAGAUGCCAAGGAAGAACUCUUGGGUGAAUGUUGCACUAUUUGGAAGCAGAUGGAAGAGUGUCAGAGAAAGUUAAUGCUUCUAGGAACAGAAACGAUGCUGCCAUCGGAUGCCAAGCUUUCCUUGUUAAUGCUGCAGUGGAAAGCUUUAACAGCAGAGCGUCGUCAGUGGCAAGCGAAAAAUCCUGAAAUAAUUUCUACCAAUCCAGAUGUCCUGUUAGAAUUAGGAAAAGAAGAGUUGCAGAAAGUAAAAAAUGAUCUUGAAAUGAUGCUGUCAACAGUUCAGUUAAAGAAUAAGAAUCUGGAAGAAGAUCUGAAAAGAGAAAAGCAGUGGUAUGAGGAACAGAAACACAUGCUAGAUACUAUUACUGAAAUUGAGGAAGAGGCAAAUGCCCAAGUUGGACCACCUUCCACAGAAAGUUUGGAAAUCAGAGAAUCCAAUGAAUUGAAAAAUAAAAUACUGAAAUUAAAGGCCUUUAAGAAAGAAAUCUUGAGCGCUUUUGUUGGGUUCCUGGAUGAACAUUUUCCUCUUAUAGAGGAAGGUGGAAAUACUAAAAAUAAGAACUCUUCUGCAGAGUCAGGUGUAGAACUGAUAUCACUGAAAGAAAUUUUAGAGAAUCUGAUAAACAAAGUAGUUGCCACACCACAUGAACCUUACUUAACAAUCAAUGAGUCAUUUUGGCCACCUUACAUUGAGCUGCUGCUGCGAUAUGGAAUUGCCCUAAGACAUCCACAAGAUCCAAACAGAAUGCGCCUCCAACCUUUUCACAAGUAGUGUGACCUACACAUGCGUUUGGAAACAAAACAACACCAGUAGUCUUAAUUCAGGGUUAGGACAUACUAAGGUUUCAUAGGAAGCUUUUUUUUCAGGAAGGUUUGAUCAACCAUCCCUUCUCGUUGGAUGGGUUUAUUUCUUUUGUAUUAAAGUAGAUAUUUAAGAGCAUGAAAUGUGGGGGGGAAAAAGGUAUCUAAUUUAGCUGCUUACAGUUGGCCUUCAGUGCUGUAUGAAGAUUUGCGUUGUGGAAGGUUUAUUUAACUGCUUCUGUAAGAUGUUAAUUCAUGUAAUAAACAAAAAUAUUUAACACUUUAUUUUAAAAAUCAUACUUUAUACAUUACUUUUGUGGUUUAGAUUUCUUUGAUUGUCUGAAGUUGUCUCAAUUUCCUUUAGUAUUUUCUUGUGCUGUGUAGAGUACAUGGCCUUGCAAACAUUUGGAACUAACAGACAGGUAUCCUCUCAAAAAUGUGUUAUGCCUUUGCAAACAAUUUUAUUGGCUCCAAGAUAAACACUUAGGAAAAACGACAUAUCUUUCUGUGCAAAGUGCAGAAAACGUUGAGUCUGCACCUUUCACUUCAUGCUUCCCAAAUAGCCCAUUUUGUGUUAUGCUAUAUUGCCUUACAGUAUCUGUUACCACUUUUUCAGACCUAGUUUAUCAAGGUUUUAAUGGGUCGGCGCUGCUGAUCUCUACAGCUUCUACGUUACAUCAGUUGAGAGUUACCUUCUGGCUCAAUGCUGGCAUUCUAUGUAAUCUCAGUUUUUUCUGUAGCCAUUAUUAUUGUAUUGUAUUGCGUACAAAAAUUGUACGCUUGUAUAUCUGUAGUGACUAAAACUUUGGAAAAUGAGGUUUGUCCUAUAUUAACCGAAUUGUAGUUUAUUGUAUUUUUAUUUUAUUGAGGAACUUUGGUGAUUUUUAAAUUUUAGAAUAAAGACUUGUAUACUAUCA